UUUAAGGAGAGGGGGCUAAUUCGAUUUGGCCAGAGCCAACUGCACCAAUUAAAGACACAUCAUCAAACUCGGCUUGGUGCUGUGCUGUACCAAAAAUACCUUUGCAGCAGCAUUUACAGCCCAGAGGCAGUCAGAGGGAGCACUCCCCCUGCCUGCUAAACCAGGAGAUCCCUGUUUGAUUUUUGCUGGAGACGUUUUGUUUUUUGGAGAAAGCCCCCAAAUACGCCCCGAGAAGGAACAGUGAAGAGAGAAGAAGCAGAUGAGGCAGAUUGCUUCUUUAUGCUGCUGCAUUCAUCCUGGUGCUGCUGAGGUUGGGGUGGGAGGGAAUGUUGUGAAUGACUGAGGCAGCAGAGCAGCUGAGUGAGACUAACAAGUGGUUGCCAUGCAGCAGGAGCAAGCGCAUGUGCUUCUGGAGAGAGAGCUAGAGAAACAGAAUGAUAAUGAGCAGCGGGCGGCAAGUAAAGGAGCAUGAGGACAGGAGCUCUAUCUCUCAGAAUAGACAUAUAAUAGCUCGAUCCAGCCUUCCGCUUCCAUUCCUCUCUUUUAAUCUCUUCACCUCUGGCUUUUUUGCUUAGAUGAGCAGUUAGCCUAGCACAUCCAGAAUGCCAGCAAUGGAUGAAUUAAUGGAUAUACAUCUGAAGGCUUCAAGAAGGAGGAGUUGUUCGGAAGAGACGGCAGCAACAGGUCUGUAAGGAUGGCACGAUAAUGAUGGUAACAUGCAGGCUUCUAAACGCCUGACCCUAUCAGAGGAGAGAUGAGGCACCUAGAUGUUGGUUUACCAUGAGCAGCGUCCACUACAACCACUCCCUUGCUGCCAUGAGCGGAAACGACAUGAUGGCGCACUCUCUGACUCUGGAGCAGAAGACAGCCUUUGCCUUUGUGGGGAUGCUACUGGUGUUUUUGGGGCUGCUAAUAGUAAGGUGUUUCAGGAUCCUGCUGGACCCCUACAGCAGUAUGCCCUCCUCCAACUGGGCUGAUGGCAUUGAGGGGCUGGAGAAAGGGACGUUUGAGUACGCCCUUACUUAACACAGGGACACACGCAUCAGUAGAUGUCCUGGCAAGCAAGAAGUGUCCAUGGAAAUCCAUAUGCAUAUUCACACACACACACACACACUUGCAAACAUGAACGCACACAAGCUCCGCACAACCAUUGCACGCUGAAACGCCAUUAAGACAUUACUGUGGCAUACCAAACUCCAACAGCAAAGCCGCGUGUGUUGUUUAAUGUGUGUGAAUUGUUCAGUGUCCGUGUGCGACUACAUGUUUGUUGUAUGCGUGUGCGUAUGCGUGGUGGUCAUAUUCUCCGCCCUUCUGCCAGGGGGUGUGUAUUUCAAAUCAUCGAUUUACACAGAACUUGGCUGAAGCUCCCUUUAACCCAUACCUGCGAGAUGAAUGAAUGUCUGUAGAUAGUAAGAGAAGGAUGUUCAUGGAAACGGGUGGGAGAUUAGGAUGCAAUGGAUCUUUUAAGAUAUAGUUUGAAGACUCAGGGACAAGAUUCCUCAUGUGAACUUAGAAUGGAAGAGAGAGAGUGUUUGAAACUCUGCACAGCUAAAUUGUUCUGCACAGGAAUGUAUAUGAGUGGAUACAGGGUAUUACGUCUAACUAGUGCUUUGUAGCCUAAUCAAAUCCAAUCUGUGGAUGAUCCAAAUGGAUGCUGCUGCUGCUGCUGUGUGUGUGCAGUUCAGUCCCUUUCUGUGGUGUCUUGUUCUCUGAAGUCAUGCAAUGAAAGGCAACACGACAAACUGUGAUUUACAUUAUGGUGUUACUGUUUCUAAAUGAUGCAAAAUCAACUCUCAAGAGUUUGUACUGCUGCUUUUUUUUUUGAAUGAUGGUAUACUGUAUCCUGCCACAACCACAUGUAAGUGUGAAAGGAACAAAAAACAACCCCAACUGUUUACUUUGAUACGUGUGGCAGUGUUGCUCUAUGACUUGUCAAGCAUUACUUCCAUUGUUUAGCUUUCAAGCGAAAUGAGGACGAAAAAAAUUGGAAGGACUUCCUCAUUCCCAGCACUGCUAGUUUUCUGAUGACAAGGAGAAACUCUCACUGCUCACCUGCCUGCAAAGGAAAAGGUCACAUGGAAAACAGGUGUGGGAUGAGCGUCCCCACUCCGCCUGAACAUCUUUAUCCUCUAGUUUCGGUCUCACCUCCAGUCUUCUUUUCAGACAGAGGAAGACAGAACAGUUCUAAACAGAGAUUCUGUAAUUCGGCCCACUGCUCAAAGUCUGGAGUGUUCCUUUGCUAAUUUCUACGGUCUACGGUUUCUCCUUAGUGCUGUGACUCUGCCUUACUGUGACCUUCAAUGGGUUUAUGUGCCUUCAUCUAGAAAACAUUAGAGCACCUGUUUGUGCGUGCGUGCGUGCCAGUGUACGCGUGCAUGUGUGCGUGCGUGAGUGUCAUAUCAUGACGACAGGCCUGUUGCUUGCUCAGCUGGUGGUAGAGGUUUCUCAUUGAUUUUCCUUGGAUCCAAUGAUGUAUAAAUAAAUAGAAUUUUCUUCACUUUAAAAUAUUGCUUGCAAAGUCUCUGUGUUUUGUGCCUCUUGUGUCUUAUGUGGGCAGAUCUGUUUUACUUGUGAGCACGCCACACGCUACAAAAUUUCAAGCCUUUUUACGUGGCCUGCUCGUAAGCUAGGAGAGCAGUUUUGCAACAUUGCUGCAGCAACAGAGGGAAGGGGAGCAAGAGAGAGAGCCACAGGGCAAUACUGGAGAUUUAGAAGCAGUCAGACCUUUGUGUUUUUUAAAAUAAAACUUUUACAAAUAGGUCCUCGUGCAGAAAUUGAUGAUAUGCAUGUGCAUGUGUGGUAUGGUCUGGAGACAUAUGGGGGCUAAUGCAACAGCAGACACAAGCAGAUCUGCAGAGCCCACAUGCAGUUUACAAUGAAAGGCCACCCUGUUCAUCCCCUCUGACACGCAUCAUUUGUCAGGAAUGCAAUCAUUAUUGCGCCAUUAUCUCCAUCACCUAUGUGACAUCCUUAUCUGAAAUCUAUUCUUAGCAGGAAAAAGCCCAAUUUGCCUCUCAAGCCUACAAGCCCACUUAAAAGAAAAAAUGAACCCGACAUUGUAACAAAGGUUAUCCAGGAAGUGUUUCGAAACGUUGCACUGUCUUGUAAUAUGUCACUCUGCUGUCAGCUCGGACGGUUUCCGUUAUUCUUUUAAACACCAUAAAUCGCUAUCCCUCCACUGACUCGAAUAAAACAAAGAGAGAGCUCUUUGGAUCUUUGGCUGCUGGGUUUGAUGGAAAUAGGAGCUGAGUGAUUACAAAAUUAUUAUUGCACAGAUCAUCUGUUGAUGGCAUGACUGAAUAAUGUACCUUAGCGUUGCUGAUUAUCGAUCAUUAGUUUUAUAACUUGCGAUCUUCGGACUUCACCAGCUAUGACCUUGAUGUCGCGAUAAGGCCAGAAGAUACAAAAAGUUUAAUUUUUGUUUAAACCAAAAGCAAUUUAAUACAAUCUGCUGCUUUUAGUACAAGAGCUUUAGGAAAUCAUUUUAGUGAGGCGAAUAUUGUAGUUUAAAUGCCUCAUUUUAACACUGCACUGGUUAUUGUCAGUGCCCUUGGGUCAGAUCUAAUGCUUUAUCUAAGACUAUUUAAUUUUAGACUCGUGACUUGAGUUACAUAAUUUGACAAGCCUCCCCAUAAUUGCAUUUGCUUCUGAUAAAGAGCAAUGGUGCCAAAAAUGGCACGUUGUAUAGAAAACUUAAAAUCAUAAAAGUUUUCAAGCUGUUUAUUUAUUUUUUCACAGUUCGUGCCGGGUUUGCGGGGUUGCUUUUGCAUGUAUAAUCUUAAUGUGGACAGACUUGAAAUAAGCCCUUUGAACAACUGUGGAAGCCUGUAUGAAUGAACAUAUCAAUGAUUACCUACCUCGAUAUAUAUCAUUGUUUUAUAAUGGUUAUUAAUGAUUAAAAGGCUCUUUAAUAAUUUACUUUUAAAUGAUUUAAAAAACUGAUUCUUGGAUACUCUUUUCUUAGUUAUUUGCAAGUUAAUGUUAAUGCUAACACUGCUAACACUGAAAUCAAUUCAAACCAGGGUGGUUUGAAUUGAUUUGAUUCAAUGGGCAUACAAGAUAAUAUAUGUACAGGAUAGUUUAUUUUACCUGAAUACCUAUCCUUAUUAUUAAUGAUAAUGAAUCAGUAUAUAUUAUCUGAGUUUAAUAUUACAAGGAAACACUUCUACGUGUAGUAGUUAUGUAAAAUAAAGGUUCUGAAAAAGCUGAAUUUUCAGAAAAGUGCUACUAGUCUUGGAUCAAAGGCUGCAGUAAAGCCAUCAAAGCAAGAAGUUGCGAGUUAUUUCACAUUAGACUUUUUAUCCUUUUCAUUUUAAGGAUCACGUUUUGGUCUUU
Oreochromis niloticus (Nile tilapia) is the source of this 4335-nucleotide messenger RNA. It is a transcript of the gene ctxn2, whose product is annotated as cortexin 2. Bases 781 to 1026 code for a protein of 81 amino acids. Lineage: Eukaryota; Metazoa; Chordata; Actinopteri; Cichliformes; Cichlidae. The transcript is spliced from 2 exons. The record is from RefSeq and is a predicted model, not a curated record.